Staurois parvus is the source of this 3938-nucleotide messenger RNA. Lineage: Eukaryota; Metazoa; Chordata; Amphibia; Anura; Ranidae. The record is from the annotation of a GenBank genome assembly.
CAAAGUUUGUGCCUGGAGCAUGGCAACAGUGACAGCUCAGCUGAUGAAUAUGACAACCCUGAAGAAAUCCUUGAAGAUGAAACACAUGAACUUACCAAAAGUUUAACUGAACUAAGGCCUGUAUCUUCAGCUGUCAGCCAAAAAAGACUGAUGCCAGGAAAUUUAGUUUUGCUAGAAUUUAAUGAUCCAGGAAACCGGCAAGCAAGGCCACUAUCCGCUUCCAAGAAAACCAUUUCAAUUAGCCAGGAUCCUGACCAUUCAGCAUAUCAAGUUAUAAAUGCAAUGCGACAGGAAAAUGAAGCAGUCGAAAGAGCAAACAGCAGACAGACAUUCUUUGACAGAGCAAAGAAGAAUGAAGAUGUGGUUUCAGCAGCUUUUGAAAGAAUUGGUCCUCCAAGUUCAAGCCAACAGAAGAAAAUUAUUAAAAACGACGAUGACAAAUCUUCAUGCAUUCAUGAAACAAAGUCAACCGUAAAAGAUGCAAUAUACAUUACAGUUGAAAUUUUAUCCAAUUGGGGAAAUUCCCAUUUUGUGGGCUUGACUGAAGUUCAGUUUUUUGAUUUGAAGAAUCAGAAAAUAUAUGUGUCCCCUCUUGACGUAGACAUAAGGAAUGCUGAUUUUCCUGGAGAUCUUCGGUGUUUGGUCAAUGGAAAAAUAAAGACUACAAAGGAACAUUUCAUGUGGAUGUGUCCUUUCCAUCCUCCUGUGCAGCUUUACUUUGUUAUCCGAAAUCCUACUCGGUCAUGUGAUUUUGACAUAUGCAAGGUGAAGAUUUGGAAUUAUAACAAGAUGCUCGGUUAUCUCGACAUUGGCGCAAAACAUGUGAGAAUAUAUAAAAAUGAAACUUUGAUGUUUGAUGGGUUCUUAGAAAAAGGAUGCGGAAAUAAAGUAUUUGAUUACAGCAACACUAUUGAUUUAUUUACUGGACAAGUGAAGUCUGUCUCCCCACCUCCUCUGUGUACGUCCAGCGACCAGAUGGAUGUAGAAAAUGAAAUCAACAGCUCAUGCAGCAAUAAUGACCAUAUGCCACAAUUCUCAUCAUUUGGAAAGUUAAGCCCUUUGCUUCAAGCCCCUACAUCAGAAAGUUACUCAGUGUUAAAAGAACAUAAGCAUCUGUUACAGUGUAGGCUAGACGAUUUAAGUACAACACAAGAGGAAGAAAGUAAUGAGACUGGAGACGUUGACGGGAAAAGACAGAAUACAUUCAGAGAGGAGUAUAGACAUAUAAAUGAAUCUAAAAAAAUGCCAGACAACUCAAUGUCUCCAUCAGGUCAUGAAGAUUUAGUCAUGAAAAAACAAAUGGAAAAAAAUACUGGACAAAUGGUAGAAGGAUCAUCAAAUAAAACUCCACAGUGGCUUUCUUCUUUAAGUAACUUUCAACAGAAUUUUCAUGAUCAAAAUUCUUUGAAGCUGGAUUUGGGAUUAACUGGUAUUCAGCCUACUAGAAGGGAUACCUGCAAAAAUGAUGACAAUAUUGUUAUAAAUGAUUUUGUUCGAAGUCCCAUUACACAUAGGAGGCAACUGGAUAGAAAUGAAAAUAGAAGAAACCUGUCUUCUUUAUCAUCUAGAAAUAUUGGUAAUGAAUUAGAAACCAGGAGCACCAAAUCUAUUUCUGAAUCAGAACAUCCAGUCAGUGCCAGAAGAAGAAAAUCACAUGUCAAUGAUAGAAGAUUGGACACUGAUCAAUGCAGUGAUGUGAUCCUGCCAACAAAAAGUAAUCAAGGAAAUGUUAACUUCAAGCAGAGUUGUAGCAGGGAUCAAGAUAACAAUAGCCUUAUGGAGUCCUGGACUUCGUUAGUGAAAUUCAAUCGGUCUCAGCGUGGUCGAAUCUCAAACAUGGAGUUUGAAGGAGAUAUCUUUGAUGAGUUUUUGCAGCAGCAAAAAAUUUGGAAGGCAACAUGUAGCAAAGAGAGAUAACCAAGAACUGUUCAAUGCAACAGAUGUGAAUUUGUAUGAAAAUGACAAAGAUGAUGGAAUUGAGUUUGAAAUACCAGUUUUACCGUUUGGUCAACGUUUAUGCAUUAAAAUAGUCACUACCUGGGGAGAUAGACAUUAUGCUGGACUUAAUGGAAUAGAACUAUAUUCUUCCACAGGCAACCCUGUUCCUAUAACAAAAAUUGAAGCUUAUCCUCCCAAUAAAAAUACAUUAUCUACAUUUAGUAAAGACCCUAGAGUUGUGUCAAACCUUAUUGAUGGUGUUAACAACACACAAGACGAUAUGCAUCUUUGGUUAGCACCAUUCACUCUUGGAAAGAUUCAGUACAUUUACUUAGACUUCGCAUCCCCAUGUCAAAUUGCUAUGAUCAGAAUUUGGAACUACAAUAAAUCAAGAAUUCAUUCAUUCCGUGGUGUUAAGGACAUGGAAAUUGUUCUAGAUCAUACUUUGAUUUUUAAAGGAGAAAUUGCCAAGGCAUCAGGCACACUUUCUGGAGAACAAUUUGGGGAUACAAUAUUGUUCACCACCAGCGAUGAAAUUUUACAGGCAAUAUCAGUUUAUGAUCAUACAUUUGAUGAGGACUUUGAAAACACACGUGUUCAGAUAGAUGAAGAAAACGUGAAGAUUCGACCAAAGACUGCAGAUAGUGGUGGAGAGGGAAUGCCCAUGACAGAGGCAGACUCCAGUGAAGAAGUACAGCCUUUUGAUACGAAAAUUAAAGAAGACAGUCCUCCAAAUCUUCUCAGUACUAUACCUGGUGUAUACAGUGGUAAAUGUCUUCAGUUGAAUUUUACAAUGACCUGGGGGGACUUGCAUUACCUUGGACUUACAGGACUUGAAAUUGUGGGACUAGAUGGUGAAGCAUUGCCUUUGAAUAUGAACAUAAUAUCUGCAUCACCUCCAGACCUGAGCAUACUUCCUGACUAUCAAGAUGAUUGCAGGACCUUAGACAAGCUCAUUGAUGGUGUACAAAUAACCACUGAAGAUUCUCACAUGUGGCUGAUUCCAUUUACCAAUGGAGGAAAUCACACUAUAACUAUCAACUUUGAUAAAGCAGAGGCCAUUACUGGACUGCGGUUCUGGAAUUACAAUAAGUCUCCUGAAGACACAUACAGAGGGGCAAAAAUAGUGCAGGUAACUCUUGAUGGAUGCUGCAUUUCCCCACCCCAGGGAUUUCUGAUUCGGAAGGGUCCUGGCAACUGUCACUUUGAUUUUGCUCAAGAGAUUCUGUUUGUUGACUAUGUGACAGAACGUCAGUGUGAUAAACAACAGUCCAGCUUUUCAAAAUGCACAGAGCCAACCAGCAUGGAUUAAUGAAGCACCAUUAAUGCCAUGCGGCUUUCUUUUCCAAUUUCAGCUGCUUACCAGUUGGGGAGACCCAUAUUACAUCGGACUGAAUGGUCUGGAGAUGUAUGAUGAACACGGAGAAAAAAUUCAGCUCUCGGAAAAUAAUAUUGCUGCUUAUCCAGAAAGCAUUAACAUUUUAGAAGAAAUAUGUGGAGAUGUGAGAACCCCUGACAAGCUCAUUGAUGGCAUAAAUAAUACCAGUGAUGGCAGACAUGCCUGGCUCUCUCCAAUUCUUCCAACCCUGGUUAAUCGCAUUUAUGUUGUUUUUUUGAUCAACCAACAAAAGUGUCACUGAUCAAACUAUGGAAUUAUGCUAAAACCCCCACAAAGAGGAGUAAAAGAGUUUGGUAUCCUUGUGGAUGAUUUGCUUGUGUACAAUGGAAUUUUAAAUAUGGUCAGCCACAUUUCCCAUGGGAUCCUGCCAACAUGUGACCCUGUAAUACCAUAUUAUACUGUCCUCUUUGCAAAUUAUCUGAAAAUAUCAGAAGCAGACAGACGAACCAUAAUUAGCAACAACGUUGAAGAUCAAGAUGUCAGAAUGAUGAAUGAUAAUAAAAUAGUUGUCAACUCCAAGAAGAACCAAACUCCUGAUCCAGCGUUACGUCCAAAAACUUGUUUAACUGCCAAGGAGAAAGGACAAAUAAGAAGACUUUAA